Molecule: messenger RNA, 1287 nt
Organism: Xyrichtys novacula (pearly razorfish)
Lineage: Eukaryota; Metazoa; Chordata; Actinopteri; Labriformes; Labridae
Source: the annotation of a GenBank genome assembly
AGCGUCGCUCGCUUUUACGUCCGUGUUUACAAUCGAAGCGUGACGUUCAGGGACUCGUAAGAAUACGUCUCCUAGCGUAACGUCGAGUGUAUGAAAUUAAUCUCCCACCGAGGAACAUCUAAAAUGCUGUCACUAAAAGCUUUUCUCAACGACAGACUGAUGGCAGUGGCAGAUGAGAUUUUCGGAGCUGUCGAAAAGACAAUAGCCGAGUACAAAGAGGAGAUUUUUCGCUCCAAAGAUCUGGAAAUCAGUCGACUAAGGAUGCAACUGAAGCUUCUAAAACAAGGUUUGUUUGAAUGGAAUCUCCAAACAGCCAAACAUAAUCUUUUUUCAUUUGUUUUUAUAGCAAACAGCAUUUAAUUGAUCUGAGUAUUUGUGUUUUAUUCAUAGAGCCCGAGCUGGAGACAUGCAUCGGAGCCCAGCUACAGCAGCACAGCCAUCAUCACCACCACCCUCCUCCUCCACCACAGCAUCAUCAGUCAAACCCUGAGGUUGAAGCUCCAGAGCCCCCGCAUUGUGAGGAGGAUGAGGGCAGCAGCAUGGAGCAGGAGCACCCAGAGCCCUCACUGGUGAAGAAGGAGCAUCUGAAGAGCCAUAGGGAUUUUUGGAUGGGACACGAUGCGGCACAGCAACUGGAAAGCCUCGAAUCAGACAUCAAGGACUUCAUCUCAUCUCCUUCCAGUCUGAGAACAAGUCUCCACGAUCCCAUCUUACCCUUCCACCCAAACCACAACAUCAAUAACAACAACAGCAGCAGUGGAGAGGAGGGCAGAGAGAAACCAUACUGCUGCUCUGUGUGUGAAAAGCGCUUCAAUAACUGCUCCCACCUCGCUGCUCACAUCAGGACACACACGGGAGAAAGGCCAUACAUAUGUGAAAUAUGCAGGAAGACUUUUAUCACUACAAGUGCUCUGAAUAGACACCAGACCAUACACAGCGAAGGGAAACACUUUAUUUGUAAUUAUUGUGGCAAGUCCUUUAAAUGGAUGGAGUCCCUGGGCAGGCACAUAAGAAGUGUGCACAAGAGAGAAAACAUGCCUGUAUGAACCUCAAAGUUACACUGACGUCCAAUAGGUGCUUGUUUUUACUGUAUGUCAUUCAUUAUUUUAGUAUUAGCUCCGAACAAAGAAUGUAAUGUCUGUUCUCUGUCUUUAGUUGUUAGUUGAUGUGCAUGGACCACAUUAGGCCUUGUGAACUUGUGUAUGUAGCGCUGUUUGUAAAAACACACACAGAAUUUUUAUGAAUAAAUUAUGGACACUGAAUUCAGAAUAAAAUGUUGGUACUCUA